This is a messenger RNA of Lasiosphaeria miniovina, 1503 nucleotides long. Its product is annotated as acyltransferase 3. The record is from RefSeq and is a predicted model, not a curated record. Gene Ontology annotation, molecular function: acyltransferase activity, transferring groups other than amino-acyl groups. Gene Ontology annotation, biological process: polysaccharide biosynthetic process. The transcript has a single exon. Lineage: Eukaryota; Fungi; Ascomycota; Sordariomycetes; Sordariales; Lasiosphaeriaceae. The coding region runs from base 1 to 1503 and encodes 500 amino acids. Gene Ontology annotation, cellular component: membrane.
AUGCUGCAUUCAGUCCCUCGAUUCCCGGCGAGCCCCGUCUUCUCCCGCUUCGGUACUCGCCAGAGUUGGAACAGCGUUCUCAGACCACUCCUCCCAAGCUUCGUUGCCGACUACCUCUUCCCCGACCACAGGCCGACAUGGCGACUGCAUUCAACCUCGUACCUGGACGGCCUGCGCGGGAUCGCCUCGGUCAUUGUCUUCAUCUGCCACUACACGGAGGAAAACUUUGGGGCGCUGACGGCCUCGUACGGCAUCCACGAAGAUGAACCGCCUGGUCUGCUGCAACUGCCGUACCUGCGCAUUAUAUUCUCGGGCCGCCCCAUGGUCCAUAUCUUCUUCGUCAUAUCGGGCUUCGUGCUCUCGUAUAAGCCAAUCAAGGCUAUCCAUGCCCGCGACCUCGACCAGUGCUACACUGCGCUGGCAUCGUCAACGUUUCGUCGCGCGUUCCGCCUUUUCGGGCCCUGUAUAGUGUCGACGCUUAUAGUCCUGUACCUAUUUCAGACAGGGUACCUCGUGGACCCAGCGCCGCUGGACACCUGGACGAAACAGUUUUGGAGGUGGAAGGGGGCCGUCUUCCACCAGAUAUCUUGGCCGUGGGCGUGGGACAGGGACUUGCGGCCGGCCUACGAUAUACAUCUCUGGACGAUCCCAAUCGAAUUUGUGCACUCGAUGCUGCUCUUUAUGGUAAUUCUGAUGCUUUCCAGGGUUCGGCUGCGCAUUCGGCAGGCAGCUGUCUUUGGUCUCAUGGCGUACUGCCUCGCGUGUGGGAAAUGGGCAGGAUUCGAGUUUCUGGCAGGCUUGUUCCUUGCCGAGGUGCACCUGCUGCAGCACGCCCAGCCAAAGGCCUGGGAAUCCUCCGACGUGGGCGAUGAAGCAGAUAAGGAUGUAUUGGCGUCGAUCAUGAAGGUGCUUCACCUGAGCCUCAUCUUCGUGGGCCUGUUUAUCGGAGGGUGGCCAAACUUCGAUGCCGACAAAACACCAGGGAUUCGCUAUUUCCUGGCUCAAACGCCCUUCCCAUUUGCGGCCAUGGACCCGCUAGCGCCGCAGAAAUUCUGGUUCGGACUUUCGGCGGUUUUUAUCGUGUGGUCCGUCGGGGAGCUGGCAUUCCUCAGGAACUUCUUCGAGGGGCCUGUAGCGCAGUACUGCGGGCGUAUCAGCUACGCGGUGUACAUUUGCCAUGGGCCAGUGUUGGGUCUUUUUCAAGAGCCGGUACUGGGCCUCCCGUAUAGCCCUCCAACAGGCUCGCCAGGAAUGCCAGGCUUCAAGAAGCCCAUCAUGGGAUGGGGAGUCAAAGGGCACCUCGGAGUGGCGAAUUCGACGCAGACCACGGUGAGUUGGUUUUUCGGCCUCUGCAUCAUCGGGCCCAUGGUUAUAUGGGCAGCAGAUGUUUUCUGGCGAGCCGUUGAUACGCCUGUUGUCAACUUGGGGAAGAAGCUGGAAAAUGCAUGCUUAGAUAACGCCGAGCCGAGUCCGCGAAGUCAGGGGUACUCGGCAGCCGCGUAG